Fragaria vesca subsp. vesca is the source of this 1251-nucleotide messenger RNA. RefSeq names its product ATP synthase gamma chain, chloroplastic-like. The transcript has a single exon. Gene Ontology annotation, biological process: proton motive force-driven ATP synthesis. Gene Ontology annotation, cellular component: chloroplast thylakoid membrane. The record is from RefSeq and is a predicted model, not a curated record. Lineage: Eukaryota; Viridiplantae; Streptophyta; Magnoliopsida; Rosales; Rosaceae. Gene Ontology annotation, molecular function: proton-transporting ATP synthase activity, rotational mechanism. Bases 3 to 1106 code for a protein of 367 amino acids.
UAAUGGCUUUCUCCAUCUGGGUCUCUCCAAAACCUUCAUUUCUCCAAAACCCAAAUCCCCUUUUCCCUCAAAUCUCACGCCAAACUCGUCAUUCCCAAUCUUCCAGAACCCAAUCAAUCCAAUGUGGUCUACGUGAGCUCCGGGAGCGAAUUGACUCCAUCAAAAGCACCCAGAAAAUCACAGAAGCCAUGAAGCUUGUAGCAGUUGCCAGAGUCCGAAGAGCCCAAGACGCAGUCAUCAAUGGCAGACCAUUUUCAGAGACCCUUGUGGAGGUUCUAUACGACAUCAAUGGGCAGCUUCAAGGUGAAGAUAUUGAUAUACCUUUGACGAAUGUGAGAGCUGUGAAGAGAGUAGCCAUUGUUGUUAUUAGCAGUGAUAGAGGUCUGUGUGGUGGUUUCAACAAUGCAUUGACUAAGAAAGCGCAGACCCGAAUUGGGGAGCUGAAGAAGCUUGGAUUGGAGGUGGUAUUGAUCAGUGUUGGGAAGAAGGGUAACUCUUAUUUUAUGCGUAGGCCGGAGAUUAAGGUGGAUAGGUUGAUGGAAGGAGGGACGUUUCCGACUGCCAAAGAGGCUCAGGUGAUUGCUGAUGAUGUGUUUUCGCUUUUUGUUAGUGAGGAGGUUGAUAAAGUUGAGCUUGUGUACACUAAAUUCGUGUCGUUAGUGAAGUCCGAGCCGGUGAUUCAGACAUUGCUGCCAUUGUCACCUAGGGAUGAGGUUGUUGAUGUGAAUGGGAAUUGUGUUGAUGCAAUUGGGGAUGAGAUGUUUAGGCUGACUAGUAAAGAAGGGAAGUUGGCUUUGGAGAGGGGGAGUGUGAAGAAGAAAGAGAGGAAGGAAAUGUCGCCCCUUAUGGAAUUUGAGCAGGACCCUGUUCAGAUUCUUGAUGCCAUGAUGCCUCUCUAUUUGAACAGUCAGAUUCUGAGGGCAUUGCAGGAGUCAGCAGCUAGUGAGCUCGCUGCGAGAAUGAAUGCUAUGAGUAAUGCCACGGAUAAUGCAGAUGAGUUGAAGAAGACCCUUUCGAGAUCUUAUAAUCGAGCUAGGCAGGCAAAGAUUACUGGGGAGUUGUUGGAGAUUGUUGCUGGAGCUGAGGCACUAAGAGAGUCUGAGUAAUCUCUGGAUCUUCCUUUUCUUCUAUAUUGUUAUUUUUGUGCCGUAUACUUCAUGGUAAUAGUUUUGUGACUCGCUCACUUUGUCAACAUGCUUAUCUACAGAGUUUCUUAAUUGUAAUCUUUCCUGAGUUCCCAUUUUGAGAAAU